CAGUGAAGGAUACCGAUAACAUCUCACUUACUGAUCACAUAAUACAGGCUGUUUUUGGUUUAUUUUUUUAAUCUAAUCUAAGCUCCAUCGUUUUAGUCGUUUUCAAUCAACCUUCUACACCCAGGAAGUAGAAACCCACCGAGAUUUUGGACCCUCGAUCAUGGACGCCAUCAUCCGCUGCCCGUUCCUGUCCCGCGUGCCACAGGCGUUCCUCCAGCAGACCAGGAAAACCCUGGUGAGCUACGCGGUGAAGUGCCCCGUGAUGAUGGACCUGGCGUCGAAGCCGCUGGUCCGCGCCGUGUCCUCCACUCCGGCCAACUUCCAGAAGAGUGAUGAUGUCAUCCAGACGGAAGCUACCGAGGCCCCCGAAAUGCCCAGUGGUCACCCCAAAGCUCCGGCGGGCUCCAAGUGCCCCUUCCUGGCGGCUGAGAUGGGCCAGAAGAACAGCGGCGUGGUGAGACAGGCCAGCAUGGAUCUGCAGGAGGACGUUUCGGAGGUCCGCACCCUGCAGCAAGACGUCUCGGCGCUGGAGCUGAACCCUCACGUGAAGGAGGUGAAGUCUGGAGGGAGCCUGAUGAAGAAGCUGAUGAAACAGCGCCCCACCCUGGUGUCUCACCUGCUGCAGGAGAACAUGCCAAAGUCCGUCUCUAACUUCCGCUACGACGAGUUCUUCGAGAAGAAGAUCGAGACCAAGAAGAACGACCACACCUACCGCGUGUUUAAGACGGUGAACCGGAGAGCCACCGAGUUCCCCAUGGCGGACGAUUACUCCGGGUCUCUGGUGCAGCGGCGCGACGUCUCGGUGUGGUGCAGUAACGACUACCUGGGGAUGAGUCGGCACCCGCGCGUGGUCCAGACCGUCUCGGAGACGCUACAGAGGCACGGCUCGGGCGCCGGGGGGACGCGGAACAUCUCGGGGACCAGCAAGUUCCACGUGGAUCUGGAACACGAGCUGGCCGAUCUGCACGGGAAGGACGCGGCGCUGCUCUUCACCUCCUGCUUCGUCGCUAACGACUCCACGCUGUUCACCCUCGCCAAGAUGCUGCCUGGAUGUGAGAUCUACUCGGACGCCGGGAACCACGCCUCCAUGAUCCAGGGGAUCCGGAACAGCGGAGCGAAGAAGUUCAUCUUCCAUCACAACGACGUGGCUCACCUGAGGGAACUCCUGGAGAAAUCCGAUCCUCACGUUCCCAAGAUCGUGGCCUUCGAGACGGUGCACUCCAUGGACGGCGCGGUGUGCCCCCUGGAGGAGAUGUGCGACGUCGCUCACGAGUUCGGAGCCAUCACGUUCGUGGACGAAGUUCACGCCGUCGGUCUGUACGGAGCCAGAGGAGGAGGAAUCGGCGACCGGGAUGGGGUCAUGCACAAGAUGGACAUCAUCUCCGGAACUCUGGGAAAGGCGUUCGGCUGUGUGGGAGGCUACAUCGCCAGCACCAGCGCUCUGGUGGACACGGUGCGCUCGUACGCCGCCGGUUUCAUCUUCACCACGUCGCUCCCUCCCAUGCUGCUGGCCGGCGCUCGGGAGUCCAUCAGGGUCCUGAAGAGCGAGGAGGGGCGGGUCCUACGCCGCAAACACCAGCGCAACGUCAAACUGCUGCGCCAGAUGCUGAUGGACUCGGGACUGCCCGUCGUCCACUGCCCCUCUCACAUCAUUCCAGUCCGGGUUUCUGAUGCGGAGAAGAACACGGCGGUGUGCGACAUCCUCAUGAACCGCUACAACAUCUACGUUCAGGCCAUCAACUACCCCACCGUCGCCCGCGGCGACGAGCUCCUCCGCAUCGCCCCCACGCCCCAUCACAACCCUCAGAUGAUGAAAUAUUUCGUGGAGAGGCUGCUGCAGGCGUGGCAGGAGGUGGGACUGGAACUGAAACCCCACUCCUCGGCCGAGUGCGACUUCUGCCGGCAGCCACUGCACUUCCAACUGAUGAGCGAGAGGGAGAAGUCGUACUUCAGCGGCCUCAGCCACCCCAUAUCCGCCCUGGCCUGAGGAUCCCGUCACCUCGGCCAUCGCGGAUCGAUAGAGAUGAUUAGAUUUAUAUUUCUCAGAUUAUGUAUAAGAAAAUAAACCAAAAUGGCUUCAACUUCA
Trichomycterus rosablanca is the source of this 2086-nucleotide messenger RNA. RefSeq names its product aminolevulinate, delta-, synthase 1 (gene alas1). Bases 161 to 1987 code for a protein of 608 amino acids. Gene Ontology annotation, molecular function: 5-aminolevulinate synthase activity; pyridoxal phosphate binding. Gene Ontology annotation, cellular component: mitochondrial matrix; mitochondrion. Gene Ontology annotation, biological process: hemoglobin biosynthetic process; erythrocyte development; heme biosynthetic process. Lineage: Eukaryota; Metazoa; Chordata; Actinopteri; Siluriformes; Trichomycteridae. The record is from RefSeq and is a predicted model, not a curated record. The transcript is spliced from 11 exons.